Messenger RNA from Aureobasidium subglaciale EXF-2481, 1800 nucleotides. RefSeq lists its product as uncharacterized. The coding region runs from base 1 to 1800 and encodes 599 amino acids. The transcript has 4 exons. NCBI's taxonomy places the organism in Eukaryota, Fungi, Ascomycota, Dothideomycetes, Dothideales, Saccotheciaceae. The record is from RefSeq and is a predicted model, not a curated record.
AUGUCUACCAUCAUCACACCUCCCGAGCCACGGACUCUGUUCCCACCACUUCUGGCAUGUCUCCCCACGGCCUUCAUGUCGCCGCGGCCACCGCCAGCACUGCUCCCGCUCCUGUCGCCCAUCCUCCGCCAACGAGUUAAUCUUCUGGCGGGCAACACUUCCUCAGGCCAAGGCGGUUGGUUGAACCUGCUCUCCUGGUCGUCCUCUCGCUCCUCAAAACUCGGCGCCAAAAUCGAGAACCUGCAAUUGGAAGCCCACCCUGUGUCUGGAGAGCUGGAGCUGGAGGACAUUGACAAGAUCGGAUACAAGAGAGUGGAUGAAGAAACGCUACAAUCCUGCUUGCAGGUCGAGGAGUUUGGCCUGCUGCCGGUAUACGUGUGGUGUGAGAACGACGCAGAAGGUGGUCAAGUCGGGGGAACAACUGGUUGGAGGUUAGCUGAACUGCGCGCAAUUGAAGAUCUCAGCGACGAUAUUGUCCAGUGGACCGACAGCAUCGACGCCGCAAACGACGUCUUCGAGUCCAAGUCGCACCCCAACGCCCCUUCAACAAUUAUCCCUCAACAAGCGACUGCUCAGGACGACGACGAUGAUGAUGAUGACUACUGGGCCAGCUACGACCGAACUCCCAACAACAGAACUCCCGCCCGUACUCCUGCCAAACGUGCGAGUCCUGCUCCCACCUCCACCACAGCCUCGAAUCUCGGCCCCACAAAUGACGAACUCGAGUACUUUGCCCGUUAUGCCGCUGAGGUCCAACCAGCACUCGACGACCAUGAUCCUGACGAAGAGCACCCGGAGACUGCAGACUCCACCCUACGUGGCGGUGAAUUGAGCGAGAAGAGAUCCAUCGCAACACCUGCAGGAGAGCCAAACACCAACCCAGCUCCACCCAUGUACGCUUCAGAGAACAGUGAAUUCUCGGCGACACUACAACGGGAAAAGGCAGCGUUGGAGGCACCACGACCCACCAGUCCGGCAAGCAGUGUCGACAAGCUGGAGCGUGGGGCAGAGGACAUGACAAGAGCAGAAGUCGGCGUGAAACAAUUCAUCAGCACUGAGAUGAAGAGCAUGUUCCGCCUUGCCAGAAGCGUGGGUAUGGGCAGGGAAGAAUUCGAGAGGAUCAUCAAGACCGAGAUUGAUGUUUUGAACUCAGAUAGGGAGCAAAUCUAUCUUCCUAUCUUUCUUUCAAGUACUCUUCCCUCGGACUCCCUUCACUCUGUUGCAAUGAGCACGUGGUCGAUCCGUGGCAUUUCAAUAUCUUGCGGCAUGGAUCUUCCACUUACGGUUACUUGCGCGGAUGACCUCACCAUCACCAUCUUGAACUCCUCGACUCUGACAUCUGACUGUUCGCCUAGACUAUACAAUUCUGUCUCUGCAACAGAAGAAGAAAUCGCCAGUCUUCGACAAAUGCUAGGACUAAACAUGCCACUGACAACACCUCCUCGCAACAUCUACUCCUUCUCCCACUAUGCCACUUUGAUCCAAAGAUCCCAAAACAUCGCAGAAUCAGACCAUUACGCCAUUUUCCUUUCCCACUAUCUCGCAGCCUCGAUAUUAGAUCUUCAAACCUCUUACUUGAUUACUGGAAACAUCAAUCCCGCUAAUCUCGCAGAUGUCGAAGAUCUACUAUCCACCCACCUCUCCAAGACCAUGUUUGAAAACAAACAACAACAAAAAUGGUUCACAAGACUAAACGACUGCUCACCCAAAGAUUCCUCCUCUAUCAAAUUCCCGAUAAAAGAUGCAGAGGAGUUUGCGAAAUGUUUGAUUACUUCGAAAUCGCGCAAGAGGGGAUUUUGA